AUGUUAAAGAGGUUAGCCAAUCGUCAAAAUGGUUUUGCGUCAUUCUCGUGCAGCUCAGUCGGUCUGCGAUAUGGUAGGACUAAUCCAAGUACAAAGAGAAGCUUUUCACUUUUUCAAAGUGUAGCGGACACGUUUUUAACAGUGCAUGAAGCCUCACAUAUACCAUGGAUAGUGCUUGUUCCUUUGACUACUAUGACCCUUAGAACCCUCGUGACGCUGCCAUUCAGUAUAUGGCAGCGGAGGAGAAUUUUGAAACAACAAGAACUGAGGAAAUUAGUACAGCCAAUAACGCCCAUUAUUAAACUUCGACUGGCAGCCGUUACUAAUAAAAAGUCUAGAAAUGCCGCCAGAAUUAGCUCCAACGGUUCUUUCAUGCCGUUACAACUACAGAAUGCUGGCGUUUUGACACCAGAACAAAUUACACUAUUGGCAGUGAAAGAGACAAGAAAGAGGCAGAAAAAAUUAUUCAAGAAGUACAAUGUACCCCUAUGGAAAAAUGCCUUACUGCCAAUGGUGCAAAUUCCUCUUUGGGUCACAGUCUCCAUGGGCAUCAGGACCCUAACAGAGACACAGCUUAUAGAAAGUUUUUAUCCUUCCUGGUUUUCCGCACUGGGUUUCAGUUCCUUUGAUCUAAGCUCACCGCUAGUAGCAAUGCCUCUACUAGCGCCCAUUUUGGUGGGGACUCUGGCGGUAUUAAACGUGGAACUCAAUGGCCGACUGAUGUUUAGCUCAAGUUUGUCAUCGCAAGGUAUAAAGACAAUUUCAAGGAAUUCGACAAGAGUCCAAGAGGCAAUGACUAGUAUACUGAACGUAUCGAGACUCGGUUGUGUCGUUAUGCUAGCAAUGUCCUCACAGGCUCCAUUCCUUCUUUCGCUCUAUUGGAUAUCAUCACAGCUAUUCUCCCUGGUGCAAAAUAUCAUAUUAAAUUGGAUUUAUCCUUACCAACGAUGA
Messenger RNA from Saccharomyces cerevisiae S288C, 951 nucleotides. It is a transcript of the gene COX18, whose product is annotated as membrane insertase COX18. Gene Ontology annotation, cellular component: membrane; mitochondrial inner membrane. The record is from RefSeq and is marked reviewed. The transcript has a single exon. Lineage: Eukaryota; Fungi; Ascomycota; Saccharomycetes; Saccharomycetales; Saccharomycetaceae. Gene Ontology annotation, molecular function: membrane insertase activity. The coding region runs from base 1 to 951 and encodes 316 amino acids.